AUGGUAUUCUACAUGAUUGGCUUAGGCCUUGGUGACGAAAAAGACAUAACAGUAAAAGGUUUAGAAAUAAUAAAAUCUUGUGACGAGAUAUAUUUAGAACAUUACACAAGUAUAUUAGGUGUCGAAAAGGAAAAGCUAGAAAAUUUUUACGGUCGUCAACUAAUAAUGGCGGACCGUGAAAUGUGUGAAGAAGGCAUCGAUAAAAUCCUCGAAGACUUAUCAAAAAUUCCCGAAAAAAACAUCGCAUUUUUAGUGGUAGGAGAUCCUUUUUGUGCAACAACCCAUUCCGAUACAUAUUUACGUGCAAUCGAAUUAGGUAUAAAAGUUGAAGUCAUCCACAACGCAUCUAUUAUAAAUGCAAUAGGUUCUACCGGAAUGUAAGUAUAUAGAUUCGGUGAAAUUGUAUCUAUACCCUUUUAUACUGAAAAAUGGCGUCCAUAUAGUUUCUAUGAUAAAAUUUCUGCAAAUAUAAAACACGGGUUACAUACUUUAUGUUUACUUGACAUUAGAGUAAAAGAAAGAACUGAUGAAAAUAUUCUAAAAAAUAAAAAAAUUUACGAACCACCAAAAUAUAUGAGUUGCCAAGUCGCCAUAGAGUAAAUUUUAGAAGCUGAAAGUGUUAAUAAAACAGGAUCAGUUAAUAAAAAUACUAAAUGUGUGGCAGUCGCAAGAGUUGGGUUUAGUAACUAGCUUAUUAAAGCAGGUACUUUAGAGGAGUUUUUAACUUAUGAUAUGGGUGGACCAUUGCAUUCGUUGGUUAUUUGUGCAAAUGAACUACAUCCGAUUGAAAAUGAUAUGUUUAAGUAUUUUUCGAAGAAAUGA
Molecule: messenger RNA, 822 nt
Organism: Ichthyophthirius multifiliis
Lineage: Eukaryota; Ciliophora; Oligohymenophorea; Hymenostomatida
Exons: 1
Biological process (GO): protein histidyl modification to diphthamide
Molecular function (GO): diphthine synthase activity
Source: RefSeq, a predicted model, not a curated record